Messenger RNA from Gadus chalcogrammus (walleye pollock), 2040 nucleotides. Its product is annotated as ubiquilin-1-like. Gene Ontology annotation, molecular function: polyubiquitin modification-dependent protein binding. The record is from RefSeq and is a predicted model, not a curated record. NCBI's taxonomy places the organism in Eukaryota, Metazoa, Chordata, Actinopteri, Gadiformes, Gadidae. Gene Ontology annotation, cellular component: cytosol. The coding region runs from base 109 to 1554 and encodes 481 amino acids. The transcript has 11 exons. Gene Ontology annotation, biological process: ubiquitin-dependent protein catabolic process.
CUUAAAUUUGGCAUGAGUCCCUUCCAUUCUGUCGAGUCACUGAACAGACGCAUCUAAUGCUGCGCCCCACGUUCGGCCAAGACGGACUGCAUCUGGGACAGGGCAAGGAUGGCUGGCAAGGUGAAGGAUGCGGAGGGACCGGCCGGCCUGUUCUCAGACAGCUUUCGGGUGACCCUGAAGACCACUAUAGCGAUAAAUGAUUUCGCCGUCGGGGUAAACUGCACCGUAAGCCAGUUGAAAAGGUGUGUCGCGAAGAGAUUGGGGACCACCGAAGAGCAACUCGUGCUCAUCCACUCCGGUAACAUUCUCCGUGGGUCAGACCUGAUAACUGAGCAUAAAGGAAACGACGGAACAGUCAACCUCAACAUGUUUAUCAGUCCAGAGCUUGUGUCUACACCAGCUUCCUGGAGUGUGGCUUCCAGAACAGACCACGAACUAGAGAUUGAUCACCUUACCCUUGAUAACCUGACCCCUUCACCCACCUCUCCUCUCUGUCUUGUGGAAGAGCUGGGCAGCCUGGGUCCGUUUGUCAGCGCUCCGGGAUUCUUCCAGCCUCUCCAGAGCCAGAUGGAGCGACAGCUGCUCUCCGACCCGGUGCUGAUGAGCAGUCUCCUGGGUAGCCCCUUGGUGCAGAGCGCCCUCUCCAGCCCCCAGCUCACCAAACAGCUCCUCCUGUCCAACCCUCUAAUCCUGCAGCUCCUCCAGACCAGCCCAGAGGUGGCCGACAUGAUGGAUGACCCGGAUGUCAUCGCACAGAUGAUGGAGCUCACUCACAACCCCAACAUCAUACAGGAAGUGAUGAGGAACAUGAACUGUGGCCUAACAAACCGGGAACCAGCCCCUGCCGACUCACUUCAGCGGACUAAAAUGAACUCACAGGAGCGAUCCCUCAGCCCUCUGCGUGUAAAGACCAGAGGAGACCCUCUAGUGACCUCAUCGUCGGGGGAAUCCCAGCCAAUCAGAGAUGAGGAACUGCCACUGCCCUUGUACAGGCAUUCAACAGAGCCCCUCACCAACAUGGCGGACACACCCACUGUAAAUCCUGCCUCGAAGGACCCCUUUUCUGGAGGCAUGCAGUCUCUCCUGGAGCAUAUCUGUGCCUGUCCAGGUCUGAUGGAGAGCUUGCUCUCAGGGCCCCAUGUCAACAGCAUACUGGACACCCUCUCUCAGAACCAGGACUUGGCCGCACAGAUGCUGUUGAGCCACCCGUUGUUCUCAGGGAAUCCUCAGCUGCAGCAGCAAAUCAGAGAACAGCUUCCAAUGUUCCUGCAACAGAUGCAGAGUCCAGAGCUGCUGGCGGCCAUGUUGAACCCUAGGGCGAUGGAGGCUCUGCUUCAGAUCCAACACGGCCUACAGACCCUCGUCUCAGAAGCCCCGGCUCUGGUACCCAGUGCUGAUCUGGAAAGCAUUGGCGUUAAUCCUGCUGACUCCUACAUAGACAGCCCGCCAGCAAAUGCACCCCAGGGGGCCAUGGUGACAGAGCAGCAGCAGAUGCAGUUUGUACAGCAGAUGCUGCAGAUGUUGGCCAACACCAGUCAACAGAGUCCAGAGUGAAGACAUCCAGUAGAGGAGUUGGAGCUACCCAGUGUUCUCAGCUUCAGGGAUCUGAGGCCCAACAGACAACUUCAGGUUCAACGUUCAGAGGCAGGAGAGCAGCCCUGCUUGCUUCCUGUCUGCAUACAGUUUGCCUACUGUACACACACAUUGUCCACACUCCUGGAACCGGAAUUCUUUACAGAUUGACAGUGCACUCUCUCUCACACACACACACACACACACACACACACACACACACACACACACACACACACACACACACACACACACACACACACACACACACACACACACACACACACACACACACACACACACACAGAAGUGUUAUCUUAUUUACAUACAGAUAUCAAUGUAUUACAGGACAUAUAACUGGUUGCAUAUGAGGAUGAAUAUGUUUGCAUUUAUUGUCUGAGGCCAAAUGUAAUGUUUUGCUGCUAUUCGUGUAAGGGAAUUUCAAUUAUUUACCUCUGUGCACUAUGA